CGGCCCAGAGGAGGCGGCACGGCCGCAGCAGAGCCGGGGCUCAGGGGCACAGCGAGGCUCGGCCGGCGGAGCGGCGCCAUGCGGCGGGCUCGGGCCGCGGGGCUGCCGGCGCUGGCCGCGCUGCUGCUCGUGGCUGCGGUCAGAGCUCAAGUGCAGCAGGAGCCGUUCCUGGAGACCACCGAGGGCACCAGCAUCAGCAUCAAGUGCUCACACGCCAAUAUCCGGACUGGCGAUUUCAUCCAUUUCUACCGUCAGCUGCCGGGCCAAAGCCCCGAACUCGUGGCGGUCACUGCUAAAGCGGCCAAGAAGGUGCGAGCCCCUGAAGGGCGUCUGACGGUGUCGAAAGAUCGUCGCUCCAGCGCGCUGUGGCUGGCUGCGCCCCGGCGCGGGGACGCGGCCGUGUAUUACUGCGCGCUGGGGGCCACGGGCAGAGGAGCCGGGGCUGCGGCCGGGCACGAACCGCCGCGGGCGGGGCCGGGCGGGGCCAGCAGGGGCCGCUGCCGCUCCGCCCGCCGGGCUCCCGGGGCGCGGCUCCGCAGCUCCUUCCUCUGCCCCGAGCCCGCCCGCACCGGCCCCGCACGGCCCCGCACGGCCCCGGCGCGCCGCACAACCCGCCUGCGACCCGCGCUCGCACGCUCGCCACGCACCGCCCGGCCUCCCCUCGCUCCCGAGCCCGCCGCUGCCUCACGCCAAACUGCUGCGGGCUGCGCCUCUGCCGCCGCCUCUCGCCCUCCGGACACGGCUGCUGCUGCUCUCGGCCUGCUUUGCAAAGCCACGAGCUGCUCCUUGACAGCACCUGGGCUGGGAGCUGGCAAAGCAGCUGCGCUGACGGGCACACGGGGGCUAAAUAAUGCAGUGCUGUGGCGUCAAGGGGUCAUGGAUUGAGAGAGGUUUUCAGUGAGGCUUUCUGAGGUGACCGAGGAAUGUCCACCUCUGUCU
Molecule: messenger RNA, 939 nt
Organism: Motacilla alba alba
Lineage: Eukaryota; Metazoa; Chordata; Aves; Passeriformes; Motacillidae
Exons: 2
Coding region: 79-885 (268 amino acids)
Biological process (GO): response to bacterium
Source: RefSeq, a predicted model, not a curated record